GAGAAAAUGAAGGAACUCUCUCUGCUUUCGCUGAUCUGUUCCUGUUUUCACACCCAGCCGCAUCCAAAUACCAUCUACCAGUAUGGAGAUAUGGAGGUCAAGCAAUUGGACAAGAGGGCUUCUGGCCAGAGCUUUGAGGUGAUUUUGAAGUCGCCCUCUGACCUGUCUCCAGAGAGCCCCGUCCUCUCCUCUCCCCCCAAGAAGAGGGACCUGUCCCUGGAGGAGCUGCAGAAGCGAUUGGAAGCUGCUGAAGAGAGGAGGAAGAACCAGGAAGCUCAAGUCCUGAAGCAGCUUGCAGAGAAGCGGGAACACGAGCGGGAAGUGCUACACAAGGCUCUGGAAGAGAACAACAACUUCAGCCGGCUGGCUGAAGAGAAGCUCAACUACAAGAUGGAGCUCAGCAAGGAGAUCCGCGAAGCUCACCUAGCUGCCUUGAGGGAGAGACUCCGCGAAAAGGAACUGCACGCAGCCGAAGUGCGCCGAAACAAGGAACAACGGGAAGAGAUUUCUGGAUAAGUGGC
Molecule: messenger RNA, 521 nt
Organism: Pseudonaja textilis
Lineage: Eukaryota; Metazoa; Chordata; Lepidosauria; Squamata; Elapidae
Source: RefSeq, a predicted model, not a curated record